Prunus armeniaca (apricot) is the source of this 396-nucleotide messenger RNA. NCBI's taxonomy places the organism in Eukaryota, Viridiplantae, Streptophyta, Magnoliopsida, Rosales, Rosaceae. The record is from the annotation of a GenBank genome assembly.
AUGUGCGAUAUUGCCGGGUCUACGCAUGAUGUGUUUACUGACUAUGUUUCCUCUAUCUCCGUGUCCAAGUUGGCCCCUAAAGUUUUUGGGUGUGUUGCCUAUGUUCAUAUGUACCCUCAUCAAUGGAGGGAUAGAGGGAGUGAAUUGGAGAGUCUUGGAUUGGAGAAUCUUGGACUUGAACUGCAUAAUGAUAUAUUUGAAGAUGUACUCUCAAGAAGAAAAAUACCCGGUCAUACUAGAGAAAGCGACCGGUCACCACAACUUGGAGUUGAAGAUGGUGCUCUCUGUGAAGAAACGACUAGUCGACAUUUGGAACUCGACCGGUUGACUGAGUCUGGCGAUGACAAAAUCGCUCUCUGUGAAGAAACAACUGGUCGACAGCCAAGAUGCGACUGA